AUUGCUGCAAAAUUUGGUGGAUUCAUCAGUGAAGAUAAGAAAAUAGAGACCAUGGGAAAUCUUCUAAUCCUUUUUACAGUUUCUUUGUGCCUCUGCCUCUUCGUAGCUUUGCUCUAUGUUUUGUACAAGUAUUGGUGGGUACCUCAUCGUGUACAGUUCAUCAUGAAUUCACAGGGGAUCAGAGGACCUCCGUAUGAAUUUAUCCAUGGAAACAACAAAGAAGCUCUCCAAAUGCAGAAGGAAGCAUCUAGCAAACCUAUGGCCUUGACACACGAUAUAUUUCCCAGAGUACUGCCUCAUGAUUACUCCUGCAUCAAGAAAUACGGGAAGAAUUAUCUUAGUUGGAAAGGAGUUCGAGCAGAACUGGUAAUAACAGACCCAGAACUGGUGAAAGAGGUGCUGAAAAACAGUGAAAAAGCUUUUUCAAAGCCGAAGACUUCAUAUUUCUUUAAGAAGCUACUAGGUGACAGCAUUCCUACAAUCAAAAGUGAGAAAUGGGCAAGGCAUAGGAAAUUGGCCAAUCAUGCCUUCCAUGGGGAGAGCUUAAAAAAUAUGAUUCCAGCAAUGAUUGCUAGCGUUGGAACGAUUCUUGAGAAAUGGAAAGAUAAGGAAGGCAAAGAGAUGGAAGUGUUCCAAGAGUUCAGAUUCUUGACUUCGGAAGUGAUAUCCAGAACAGCCUUUGGUAGCAGUUACUUGGAAGGAGAGAAGAUUUUCGACAUGUUGACGAAGUUCACCCUAAUUAUAGGCAGAAAUUUUUAUAAAGCAAAGUUUCCUAUCAUCGGCAAGUUUUGGAAAUCUGCUGAUGAAAUUGAAUCAGAUAAACUUGAGAAAAUGAUACAUGAUUCUGUGAUGAAGAUUGUUAAACAAAGGGAGGAGAAAGUAAUGACCGGAGAAGUUGACAGCUUCGGCCAUGAUUUUCUAGGAUUACUUGUAAAUGCCUAUCAUGAUCCGGAUGAGAAAAACAUGUUUUUGAUACAAGAUAUAAUAGAUGAGUGUAAAACCUUCUAUUUUGCUGGGCAAGAAACAACGAAUUCCUUGCUUGCAUGGACAACCCUACUUUUAGCAAUAUAUACAGAUUGGCAAGACAAAACAAGAGCAGAGGUGAUUGAGGUCUUUGGUAAUCAAAAUCCAAAUUCUGAAGGGAUCACCAAAUUAAAGACUAUGACCAUGAUUAUUAAUGAAACUUUACGGCUCUAUCCUCCUCUAAAUGGCGUGGUAAGAAAGGCAGUAAGAGAUAUCCAAUUAGGACAACUUGUCCUACCUAAUUAUUUAGAUCUUAACAUUCGAUUCAUAGCACUCCACCAUGACCCUGAUUUGUGGGGAGAUGAUGUUCAUCUUUUCAAACCAGAAAGGUUUACUGAAGGGAUUGCCAAAGCUACUAACAAUAAUGCAGCUGCAUUUAUGCCCUUUGGAUUGGGACCUCGAACUUGCGUUGGAAUGAACUUUGCAAUCACUGAAACCAAAAUCGCCCUUUCCAUGAUUCUGCAACGCUACACUUUCACCCUUUCCCCUACCUAUGUUCACGCACCUUUACCCAAUCUUUCACUCAAGCCACAACAUGGGCUUCACGUAUUGUUUCAUUCAUUACAUUAAAAUUUGUAAAAUGUUGUAUUGUAUAAUAAAAUGUGGAUGUGAAACAAUUCCUUGUAAUGUUCAUGGAUUUACUCUAUUUUGCAAUCAUAUGAUGAUAUAUGGUUUGGGGAUUUCA
This is a messenger RNA of Gossypium raimondii (Peruvian cotton), 1708 nucleotides long. RefSeq names its product cytochrome P450 CYP749A22. The record is from RefSeq and is a predicted model, not a curated record. Lineage: Eukaryota; Viridiplantae; Streptophyta; Magnoliopsida; Malvales; Malvaceae. The transcript is spliced from 5 exons. The annotation marks the transcript as partial. Gene Ontology annotation, molecular function: heme binding; iron ion binding; monooxygenase activity.